Benincasa hispida (wax gourd) is the source of this 2837-nucleotide messenger RNA. RefSeq names its product Tetratricopeptide repeat (TPR)-like superfamily protein. Gene Ontology annotation, biological process: RNA modification. Gene Ontology annotation, molecular function: zinc ion binding; protein binding; RNA binding. The record is from RefSeq and is a predicted model, not a curated record. Lineage: Eukaryota; Viridiplantae; Streptophyta; Magnoliopsida; Cucurbitales; Cucurbitaceae.
UACACGGAUGGAGAUAGGGAACCCUCCCCAUCCCGACUUGACACGGUCCUAUUGCCAAUCCUAAGUUGUUCCGGAGAGAAAGGAGGAGGAAAAAAAAAAAAACUGCCGAAGUCCCAACUCCAAUCCAACGCGUUUCCCACUCUUCUAAACGGCAGAAACAGACCUCGCAAAAAUUUCCAACACUCAAAAUUCCAAAUCAAUAGAUCCGAUACUUCAAUUCUAUGCCCUUCGAUGGAAUUAAACUGGAAAUAACAGAAUGAAAGAUCUCCAUGUUCUUUACAAGCCAAGGCUCGCUUUUUUCAGCUCAAUGUCUUCAUCAUCAUCUCCGAUUUCAUCUCUUGAAACCCAUUUCAUUGAUCUAAUUCAUGCUUCCAAUUCGACCCACAACCUCCAUCAGAUCCAUGGUCAACUCUACCGCUGCAACAUCUUCUCCAGCAGCCGGGUUGUGACCCAGUUCAUCUCUUCGUGUUCUUUGCUAAAUUCUGUCGACUAUGCCGUCUCCAUCUUUCAACGGUUCAAGUUGAAGAACAGUUUCCUUUUUAAUGCGUUGAUUCGAGGACUCGCCGAAAAUUUCAGGUUUGAGAGCUCAAUUUCUUACUUUGUUUUAAUGCUGAAGUGGAAAAUUAGCCCUGAUAGGCUUACUUUUCCGUUUGUGCUCAAAUCAGCGGCGGCUCUUUCCAAUGGUGGCGUUGGGAGGGCUUUGCAUUGUGGGGUUUUGAAGUUUGGUCUUCAGUUUGAUUCUUUUGUGAGGGUUUCGUUGGUGGAUAUGUACGUGAAAGUUGAGGAGUUAGGUUCUGCCUUGAAGGUGUUUGAUGAAAGUCCAGACAGUGUAAAGAAUGGAAGUGUGUUGAUUUGGAAUGUUCUUAUUAAUGGAUAUUGUAGAGUGGGGGAUUUAGUAAAAGCUACGGAGCUAUUCAAGUCAAUGCCGAAGAAGGAUACCGGAUCUUGGAAUAGUUUGAUCAAUGGUUUCAUGAGAAAGGGGGACUUGGGUCAAGCAAAGGAACUGUUUGAGAAAAUGCCUGGAAAAAAUGUUGUUUCUUGGACUACAAUGGUGAAUGGAUUUUCACAGAAUGGAGACCCUGAAAAGGCACUGGAAACUUUCUUUCAUAUGCUUGAAGAAGGCGUGCGGCCAAAUGUUUACACAAUUGUCUCUGCACUUUCAGCUUGUGCAAAAGUUGGUGCCUUAGAUGCUGGUCUAAGGAUCCAUAGUUAUCUUUCAGGCAAUGGUUUCAAAUUAAAUCUAAUAAUUGGAACUGCACUUGUGGAUAUGUAUGCAAAAUGUGGAAAUAUUGAGUCUGCAGGAGAAGUGUUCCAUGAAAUGAAGGAAAAGGGUCUUCUUAUUUGGAGUGUUAUGAUCUGGGGCUGGGCUAUCCAUGGAUAUUUUAAGAAAGCUUUACAAUACUUUGAAUGGAUGAAGUCUACAGGAACAAAGCCAGAUGGUGUGGUCUUUCUUGCUGUUCUUACUGCAUGCUCCCAUUCUGGACAAGUAAACGAUGGACUUAAGUUUUUCGACAGUAUGAGACAUGACUACUUGAUUGAGCCUUCUAUGAAGCAUUAUACACUGGUUGUAGACAUGCUAGGCCGGGCUGGUAGACUAAAUGAAGCUCUAAAGUUCAUAUGUGACAUGCCCAUAAAUCCGGAUUUUGUGGUGUGGGGUGCUCUAUUUUGUGCUUGUAGGACUCAUAAGAACAUUGAAAUGGCAGAACUAGCAUCCAAAAAGCUUCUUCAGCUUGAACCGAAGCAUCCGGGGAGUUACGUGUUUUUGUCAAACGCAUAUGCUGCAGUAGGGAGAUGGGAAGAUGCAGAGAGAGUGCGAGUUUCUAUGCAAAAUCGUGGUGCAAAAAAAGAUCCAGGAUGGAGCUUUAUUGAAGUGGAUGAUAAAUUACAUAGAUUUGUUUCUGGUGAUAACACUCAUAACCGUGCUGUAGAGAUAUACUCAAAAUUAGAUAAGAUAAGUGUAGGUGCUAGAGAAAAGGGCUACACAAAAGAAAUUGAAUGUGUACUUCAUAAUAUUGAAGAGGAAGAAAAGGAAGAAGCAUUGGGAUAUCAUAGUGAGAAGUUGGCACUUGCUUUCGGGCUUGUUAGUACGGGCCCCGGAACGACCAUUAGGAUUGUGAAAAACCUUAGAGUCUGUGUGGAUUGUCAUUCUUUCAUGAAAUAUGCCAGUAAAAUGAGUAAGAGAGAGAUCAUUUUGCGGGAUAUGAAGCGAUUCCAUCAUUUUAAAGAUGGUGUUUGUUCAUGUGGAGAUUAUUGGUAGAAAGUUUGUUGAUCUGAGAGAGUGGAAGUACUGAAGCUUCCAAGAACAGAUCCAAACGAACGAAUGCAGCCUCUUGUAAUAAAGGUUUGAUGGUUUCUGAUAAUUAAACAUCCCUUAAAUGAUCCAAGUUCUUGACUGCUGAUAUGAUUCUAUGCACAUCUCAUUUUGGUCUCAAGGCUGGUGAAUCCCAUUGUCUGCAGUUUCACAAAGAAAAAAGUUGGGUUAAAUUUAAAUUUUGGUUCCUAUAGUUUGGAGAGUUAGAAUUUAAUAUAGAAUUUAGGUCGUAUAGUUUGGUAAAAUCCUCAUAAGAGUUCCUAUAUGAGUAUUUUAUCAAAUCAUAGGGAUUAAAUUCUGACUAGAAAUUUGCAAUUUAACCAAAAAGUUGCCUUGGAGAUGCUAAGAAAAGAAAGAAAGGAUUGGCAUUGUUAUUUGUUGAAAAAUAGAAUAUUUGCCUUAGGGGCAUUUUUGUCUUUUCAUGUGUUUCCUGGGGUUUCAUCUUUUCUAUUUAAACUGUAGCCUCUGGCCAUUACUUUGUAAUAUAUUAUUAUAAUAAAAGCUCUCUGCAUCGUGGUUUUUUCUC